UAUAAGAUCGAUAUCACGGUCUCGACGGUGAACGCGACCACAGAAGAGGGCGCACACAAACUGAUAGACGAGGCGUCGGGCAUCGCUCCGGUGGGCGGUGUCUUCAAUCUGGCGAUGGUCUUGAAGGACGCGCUCAUCGAGAAUCAAACGGAGCAGACAUUCCGUGAGGUCUGUCAACCGAAACUCAAUGGACUCAAACACUUGGACGCCGCCACUCGGCUCAAGUGUCCGCAACUGGACUUCUUCGUCGCCUUCUCGUCGCUGACGGCCGGCCGCGGAAACGGCGGUCAAUCCAACUAUGGAUUCGCUAAUUCAGCGAUGGAGAGGAUCUGCGAAAGGCGUCGAGCGGACGGUCUGCCCGGUCUGGCCAUUCAAUGGGGUCCCAUCGGUGACGUCGGUAUUGUUGCCGAACAGCUGUUGGUCACCGACGACAAGGCGGACGCCAUGAAACUGUUCGCUGGCAUUCAUUUGCAGCGAAUCUCUUCGUGUUUGGAUGUUUUGGAUCGAUUCCUUCAGAGCCCGAACGCCGUCCUGUCCUCUAUAGUGAAGGCCGACAGUCAGGGCUCCGGCAGUAAGAAUGAAGACGAGGUGUUGAGCCAACUCUGCAGUCAUUUGGGUAUCGAUUCGCGGCCCGAAGACUCCACUUUGGGUGACGUGGGUUUGGACUCAAUGAUGGCCGUAGAGAUACAGCAACGGCUCGAAAGGGAUUACGAAAUCCAUUUGGCGCUCACAGACAUCAAGAAGAUUACGGUCGGAGAGCUGAAGGAGUUCCGCGACGGCAGCAAAGAUGGCCUCAAACAGUACUCCACAGACAUUAAGAACGUGCGCCAGAACUUGGCUACCGUUCGCUUCGAUAUGCCCUCUGAGCCCACCUCUCGUCUCAACGAUGUCGGCUCAGAGCUGAAGGAGUUCCGCGACGGCAGCAAAGAUGGCCUCAAACAGUACUCCACAGACAUUAAGAACGUGCGCCAGAACUUGGCUACCGUUCGCUUCGAUAUGCCCUCUGAGCCCACCUCUCGUCUCAACGAUGUCGGCUCAGGAAAACCGGUGUUUUUCUUGCCUCCCAUUGAAGGCAUAUUCGAGACGCUGAAAGAUUUGGCCCGAAAUCUGAACCGACCGGUGAUUGCACUGAAUUGGAUAAAAACAAUGCAAGAGCUGAAGGACAUCAAAAAAGUGAGUGACUUUUACAAAGAGCGACUCAAACAGAUGAUGCCUGAAGGCAACUAUGACAUCGUUGGCCACUCGUUCGGCGCCAUCGUCGGCAUCCAUAUGUGCCGCAAACACGUGCCAAUCAAAACGCUCCUCAUUCUGGACCCGUCGGACGCCGGCGUCAAAGACGACUGGAGUGCCGACGAGAGGUUUGAGAUGGUGUUCGUCUAUUUGCGCGCUUUUAUGCCCGAAAGGAUCCUUUUGCGCAUUCAGAUCGGCAGCAAAGAUGGCCUCAAACAGUACUCCACAGACAUUAAGAACGUGCGCCAGAACUUGGCUACCGUUCGCUUCGAUAUGCCCUCUGAGCCCACCUCUCGUCUCAACGAUGUCGGCUCAGGAAAACCGAUCUUUUUCUUGCCUCCGAUUGAAGGCAUAUUCGAAACGCUGAAAGAUUUGGCCCGAAAUCUGAACCGACCGGUGAUUGCACUGAAUUGGAUGAAAACAAUGCAAGAGCUGAAGGACAUCAAAAAAGUGAGCGACUUUUACAAAGAGCGACUCAAACAGAUGAUGCCCGAAGGCAACUAUGACAUCGUUGGCCACUCGUUCGGCGCCAUCGUCGGCAUCCAUAUGUGCCGCAAACACGUGCCAAUCAAAACGCUCCUCAUUCUGGACCCGUCGGACGCCGGCGUCAAAGACGACUGGAGUGCCGACGAGAGGUUUGAGAUGGUGUUCGUCUAUUUGCGCGCUUUUAUGCCCGAAAGGAUCCUUUUGCGCAUUCAGAAGGAGGUGAUGGAAAUCAAGGGAGAAAACGCCAGAAUCAAUAAACUAAUAGAGCUGUUGAAACAUUACGGCGGCAAACAUUUGAUGGGCAAAGACGUGGAUGAGAUCAUUAAGGGCUCCUUCGAGAGGGCGGAAAUGGUGGUCAAGUAUAGGAAGAAGAAUAUCGCCAAAAUGCAGACAUUGAAACACUCGCAGACCACCAAAAUGAUCAAACGUAAGAUCAAGAACAUCACCACCGAUGUCACGGUUGUCAAACUCUUGCGCAAAGAGGAGGAGUUCCAGCGGAUUCAGGACCGCAUUCUACACGACUUCGGCAUCAAACGAGAGGACUUUGAGGGCCGGUUUGAUGUGCACACCAUUCUGGGAUCGGAACAGGACUUCCUGUCCACACAUUUGGAUCGAGUGACAGAAAUAUGCAAAAACAAACAUUUGAAAAUCAAGAAAUCUGAUCCGGAGGUCGUGACCAUCGCCCGAACCUCGACUCCAUUGCCUAUACUUGUUAUACUUGAUGAGUCGUCGCCGCUCUUCGGACUCAAUCUCUUCGACACUCUUCUGACAAGACUUCGGAAUAUUAUUUCUGAGAGAUUCACUCAUUCCAUGGCCAGCACUCAGAUCGUGAAGAAUGUCAACCAUUACCUCGAG
Messenger RNA from Medioppia subpectinata, 2571 nucleotides. The record is from the annotation of a GenBank genome assembly. NCBI's taxonomy places the organism in Eukaryota, Metazoa, Arthropoda, Arachnida, Sarcoptiformes, Oppiidae.